AUGUUCUCGAUAUUGACAUUCUUUAACUCUUUUCUCUUAUUUGUCAAUGCCAUCGCAAUCCUUAAUGAAAGAUUCUUGAAUAAGAUUGGAUGGGGACUUAGAAGCGAUAUGGACUAUGAUUCAUUCCAAGCCAAAUGUAUAACACUGAUACACAACUUACGAUUCUUUUUCAGAAUUCCACUUGUCUUGAUGAACGCUGUCGUUAUAUUAUUCCUACUCGUGUUAGGAUAG
Molecule: messenger RNA, 231 nt
Organism: Acytostelium subglobosum LB1
Lineage: Eukaryota; Evosea; Eumycetozoa; Acytosteliales; Acytosteliaceae
Exons: 3
Coding region: 1-231 (76 amino acids)
Biological process (GO): endoplasmic reticulum to Golgi vesicle-mediated transport
Cellular component (GO): Golgi membrane; COPII-coated ER to Golgi transport vesicle; endoplasmic reticulum membrane
Source: RefSeq, a predicted model, not a curated record